Didymosphaeria variabile is the source of this 687-nucleotide messenger RNA. RefSeq lists its product as uncharacterized. The coding region runs from base 1 to 687 and encodes 228 amino acids. Lineage: Eukaryota; Fungi; Ascomycota; Dothideomycetes; Pleosporales; Didymosphaeriaceae. The record is from RefSeq and is a predicted model, not a curated record. The transcript has a single exon.
AUGGACGACGACUGGCAGACUGACGUUCUCACCUCUCGCCACAUGCACAAUCGCGUCCACAACAGACCCAAUCGCCGUAAUCGACCUUUUGACAUCCACAAAACAUUUGGAAGCUAUACGUGCAAAUGCGCUGCAGGGCAAGGCAAGCAGAAUCAGCGAAAUUCACAACAAGAGAUAACGCUAGAGCUGUACCGCUUGAGUCCAAAUGGAGCGGGUAUAGUUGGCGAGUUCAAAUUCCCUGGUGUGCUGGAAGCGGCAGUAAUCCUCGCCGCAAGUCGGGCGAGCCUUGAUUCAACCGUGAACGAGGUGGAAGCAGAGGCAAUUGAAGAUGAUGACGGAAAUGAUGAGAGAGAUGAAAGCCAAGGAGAUGACGAGAGUGAUGCGAGCGACGCUGAGGAUCCCGAGAGCGAACGAGACAGUGAGGACCCAGCACGGUUCCGAAGGUUCGAGAAAAACAGUUUUCGUGCACCCAAGUUUUGGCUUCGCUGGAAUGGCAUAGUUGAGGGGUCUGAGGUGGUGACAACAGACAUGGGCUACAUCGUUUUUUCGGGGGCCGAUUGUCGAAAGUUCAAAGGAACCAUCACGUGCGGACCACUAGGCUGGAAAGACAUUGCGAUCAGUGGUCACAAGGUUGCGGGCAGAGGAGCAUCUGACGUGCCAGUCAAGUGGGAUAAGCAGAUUGUGUGA